This is a messenger RNA of Rana temporaria (common frog), 1324 nucleotides long. Its product is annotated as LRRN4 C-terminal-like protein. Lineage: Eukaryota; Metazoa; Chordata; Amphibia; Anura; Ranidae. The transcript has 2 exons. The record is from RefSeq and is a predicted model, not a curated record. Gene Ontology annotation, molecular function: protein binding. Bases 317 to 1279 code for a protein of 320 amino acids.
ACAUCUGGAGAUGAUAUUCCAGCUGCCUCUGGUGUCCCCCCAAGAUAUGUUUCUCCCUGUCUGCCUCCCCUCCCUUUUUAUUUCCACAUACUCAGUCAGUGAAUCAGGGUCGAGUCAAGUGACAUCACAAUCAGCAGCUCUAUAAAGGGAGGCACAGCGUGUGGGAGGAAGAGAACAAUAUUCAGUUCCUAAUAUUACACUUCUAUUUAUCUGAAACAAAAAAACAACACUGAGUACAGAAAAGGGAACUUCUUCAAGAGAAAGGAUAUAUUCACAAAGAUUUAUUAAAUUGCAGGACAUACUAAGAAAUUCUAAGAUGUCUUGUGACAGCCAGUUAUCUCUUUCUUGCCUACUUCUACUUCUUUCGCUUUGUGCAACCAUCACAGGUUUACCUACUGAGAAGAAUAGCACAGCAAACCCAGAGGAUAACAAAAACAUCACAGUACCACUGAGUUACACCAUGAGUCCUCUCACCGCUGCUUCUUCGGACUACAAAGGCGAGCAGUCUUCUGUUCCUCAACCACGCAAGAUCACACAAAGUCAAAAGACAACACGAGAAAGAAUUCAAUUCAUAACUGAAGACAUUGACUAUGACAGCUAUGAGGACGACGAGGACAACGGUUAUAAGAAGCAUUUCACUUUGCCUCCACAAGUAUCUUAUGACGCUUGUCCCUUUGACCGUUGCAAGCACCUGGAGCUCCCAUGCAGUGAAAUACAGGAGCGUGCAGGGGGCAAAUGCCGUUGUCCUGGGAUAAAUGGACGUACCAUUCCUCCUGAUGCUCCGCGUUUAAAUUUCAUAACUCCUGGACAAACAGGCAUCAGUGUGAGCUGGUGUUCCCCUCUGUCAACAGUGCAGGGAUACAGGGUGCUGUAUGGUGCUCCAGAAGGACCACUGGAGCAGGGACCCUUGCUCAAUCAAUCUUAUCGCUUAUUCUCAAUACCCAACCUUGUCCCAGGGAUGACAUACAGGGUGUGUGUGGUGGCCAUAAAUGAUGCAGGAAAAAGCCAAGUGGAGCCAAGGGAUGAAGAAGAGAGAUGGCCGGCCCAGAAAGGAUUUGCAGGUCCAUGUGCCCUCUAUAAUACCUAUGACCCCUAUGGAUCAUACAUUUACUUGGCAGUAGGAAUUGGCUUGGCAAUACUUGCAGGUCUUUUAGGGAUAUUUGCUUUUGUUUAUUGGUUUAGGUGUAGAAAGAGGAGUAGAAAAAUCAAACGAGCCAUUGGGGAGGAGAUGGGGGUCACCAAUAUGUCAUUUAGGGCAGAAAGUGUUGAGAAUCUGUGAAAGAACAUUUUUUGGGGUGUAUAAUAUGACGCACUAUUGUUAUAU